AACAAUUCCAUCAUCGAUCAUCAUGGCAAAGCUCACAAUCUUCGCCCUUUUAGCCCUCUUCGCUCUUGCCCACGUGGCAACUGCCUUCAGAACCAUCGUGACCGUGAUAGAGGAGGAGGAAGACUUUAACCCUGCACGGCCACAACAGAGAUGCCAGGAACAGAUCCAGAGACAGCAACAGCUCCGCCACUGCCAGAUGCACCUUAAAGAGAAAUCCCGCAGACAAUCAUCCGUGCUGGAAAUGUCCACAGACAACAACGAUGAUGAUCAGGAGCAAUACCUAGAUCAAUGCUGCCAGCAACUAAGGAACAUCGAUGAGCAAUGCCGCUGCAAGGGACUACAAGAAGCCGUCCGUCAGCAACAACAACAACAGACACGCGGAGGAGAAAGAGGCCAGACUGAGCAGAGGCAGAAGCAGAGGAUUAUCGAGGAGGCAGAGAGACUUCCAUCAAGAUGCGACGUGAGCCCACGAAGCUGCACCUUCGAAAGAAGCCCCAGAUGGUUCUGA
Molecule: messenger RNA, 508 nt
Organism: Impatiens glandulifera
Lineage: Eukaryota; Viridiplantae; Streptophyta; Magnoliopsida; Ericales; Balsaminaceae
Product: 2S seed storage albumin protein-like
Exons: 1
Coding region: 23-508 (161 amino acids)
Molecular function (GO): nutrient reservoir activity
Source: RefSeq, a predicted model, not a curated record